ACAGCCAGCAAGAGUACUUGUACUGCUAACCACUAGGGUUCCGAUUGGAAGCGUGCUGCGGGAAAAUGGCGUGCACCAUAGAUUUUAGAUUCCUCGACGAAGGUUUCGGCGGUAAAACCUACAAGCGGAAGCGAGCAGAGAAAGAAUCCGGCGUUCGAUCGGAGGAGGAGGUGGGAGAAGAUGGAAACUCCACCGCCAUGGAAGUGGAAAACGCCGUCCCUCCGUCAAAAAGGCAGGCCGUCGCGUCUUCCGAUGAUCCGAAUAAGCCUGUUUACGGAAAGCCGACGUACGACGGCGUGAUAGCGGGUAGGGUUUCCGGGAGGAAGUGGAAGCAGGUACGGACGCACAGGUCUUCGGCGUUGCACGUGCGGAAGGGGAUCCCGCUGGAGCAGAGGGUGAGGGAGAAGGAGAUUAAGAAGGCGUACAAGGAGAGGAUGAACGAGCUGAAGGAGGAGAUAAGGAAGAACAAGGUGGAGAAGCGGCAGAAGAGGGAGGAGAGGGAGAAGAAGAAGAAGGAGAAUAUCCUCAAGUCCGGCACCAAGUUCCAGAAGAUCACUAAUCCCAGCACUCUUAAGAAAAUUGCCAAAUCUGCCAAGCACAAGAAGCUCCUCCGGGUUGUUUCUGAUGAUGUUGUUAAUGGAAGCAAGAAGAAGAAGAAGUAACUUAGCCUGCUACCUGCAGACUGAACAUCUUUUUUGCCAAUACAACUCUUCUUCUAUUAUGUUUUCAUUUGAGGUAUGUAUCCAAAUCAAUGAAUGUUUGCUAUCCUUAUUAAAUUCAAUGACUUUAACCAAGUCUUGAUUCGUGUUACUGCUUUUUUGUUUCAAUGAAAGGAUUGUUUGUUCAAUGUCUUGUUUCUAAUUGCUUAGCAUUAGUCACUUGGCUUUUAAGCUUUUUGCUAUAAUCAGAAUUUGGGGUC
Molecule: messenger RNA, 919 nt
Organism: Cuscuta campestris
Lineage: Eukaryota; Viridiplantae; Streptophyta; Magnoliopsida; Solanales; Convolvulaceae
Source: the annotation of a GenBank genome assembly